Messenger RNA from Biomphalaria glabrata, 769 nucleotides. Its product is annotated as programmed cell death protein 5-like. Gene Ontology annotation, cellular component: nucleus; cytosol. The transcript has a single exon. The record is from RefSeq and is a predicted model, not a curated record. Gene Ontology annotation, molecular function: DNA binding. NCBI's taxonomy places the organism in Eukaryota, Metazoa, Mollusca, Gastropoda, Planorbidae.
AUGGCUGACGACGAUCUAGAAGCUAUUCGAGCAAGGCAUAUGGCAGAGCUGCAAAGUCAGCAGGGGCAUGGCGAUGGAGCUAAAACACAAGCUGAACAACAAACAAGAGAGAAUGAGAUGAAGAAUGUCAUACUUGGUCAAGUCUUGGAUCAGAGUGCUAGAGCCAGAUUAAAUACUAUUGCUAUUGCAAAACCAGAAAAAGCACGCAUGGUUGAAAACCUAAUUAUUCAGAUGGCAAGGACUGGCCAACUGCAAGGACAAAAGUUGUCUGAGGCUCAACUCUAGGAUCUCUUAGAACAAGUGAGCUCAUCAACACAAAAAAAGACAACUGUGAAGUUUGACCGUCGACGAGCCCACAUGGAUGAUUCUGAUGAAGACCUCUAAGCCAGCAUUGUAAGAUAGUGAUUGUUUAACUGAAAUAACUUGUGUGAUAAGCCCAAUUAAAAAAUGCAUUUACUGUGGUCUCACUUACGUCACUUUAAAUAUACUGUGUUUUAGACAGUCUGUCAUUGCCAAUAUUUUCUCUGUGCCUUUAAUUUUAAGUUGCAAUUUUUCUUUUAAUUGAAGAAAGGGCUAUACACUGGUUGGCUCUGAGGAAGAGCAUUUAUAUUUUAAAAGGCUUUAUAUUUAACUACUGGUCAUAAGAAUUGAUUAUUGAUAACAUUAUUGUAAAAUAUUAGCUCAGCCUAAUCCCAACAACCCUUCCCUAUAACAUCAGAACUCAAGUGAUUGUGCUGGCCACACAAUCUUCUAGUCCUUAGCCAUCGAA